Molecule: messenger RNA, 1232 nt
Organism: Penaeus indicus
Lineage: Eukaryota; Metazoa; Arthropoda; Malacostraca; Decapoda; Penaeidae
Product: meteorin-like protein
Exons: 2
Molecular function (GO): hormone activity
Source: RefSeq, a predicted model, not a curated record
AGCGUACCCCAAAACUUGAACCGAAUCGCAGCCGGAGAACCUAACGAGCGAAUUGUAUCUAAACGACGGAGAGACGGAAGAAAGAACCGCAUGACAAAAUAGAGCGAAGGAAAUACCCUCGCCGGGCACCACGCGUCUAUCGCCAGGGGCAACAAGAGAUGCCCGGCGUGCGUGCGUCUCUCUCCUCGGACGCUUCUCGGACCCUCUCGCCGCGGACAUCCACUUGUUAGUUAGUCUGUGGCAGCUGAGUGGGGAGGUUGUGCCAGGCGAGGCGCGGGAGAUACCUGUUGAUUUCCUAUUUUGAGGAUAUAUAUUGGAAGUGUUCGUGUUAAGAAGCACAGUUUGGUUUUUUUAAUAUAUGUGCAUUCACGAUGGUGUCUUGAGGGAUACGGCGGGGAGUGCGAUAGCCAAGGAAGCAGACGGAAUUGAUUUCCUGAUAGGAGUGUGAGUGAAUAAAUUGGUGCCCUGCGCACAAAAUACCCAGAGUGGAGAGAAGGGGGGGUGGGGUUAUUAAGCCCACCAUGUUGCCGCCGCCCCUACGAGAAGCCCCAUACCCCUGUGGAAUUAUACCGAGAGACAUCUAGUACUGGUAUCAGUCGGGACAGAAAACAGAGAGAUGUGGGAGAUGUUUCUCGAGGAGGAGGUUUCGGGGAAGUCCUCUCCCACAGGAGGAGGAGGGGGAGGUCGACCUCGUCCUCAAUGCCACUUGCCUGCCCUCCACCCCACCAGUAUCCGAGGCAUAAAGACCACCGUCAGAUGGACUCUCUCCUUCGGGUGCCUGUGGUUGCUGCUGACGACGCCCCUCCUCGUCUGCGCGGAGUCGAAUGGUUGUGAUUUCUAUGGCAGCGGACUCGAACAGGACGGUCGCGGAGUCCAGCCGGUGUACCUGAGCUGCUCCUCGGGCCGAGUGGAGUGGCAGUAUCCCCGCGCAGGGCUCAGGGUCAUCCUCAGGUCCCCCCACAAGGACCGGGACUUCCAAGCGUGCAUCAAGGGUGACCCCAAGUUCGAAGGCGCCAGGAUCUAUCUCGAGGGAUACCGCUCUCUCCUGCCGCUGUUCGCCCUCGACGACGGCCGCCCGCAGGAGCUGGUCCGCUGCUUCACGAGCUACAAGGGCCAGGCGGCGCUGUACGUCGAGGCCGAGCCCAGCACCGACGACCUGAAGAAGGAGGUCGCUGCCUUCGACUAUGAUCUGCAGACGCUCGCCAAGGGGAAGAUUUACGACCCGCUCGAAG